CUGCUUCUUCGCGGGAUCGGUCGCCGGCUUGACGGGUCCAGGGGCACCCCGUGAAGGGAGAAGAGGGGCUGGGUUGAGCCGCCUCACAGUUCCUUGACCGAAGUGCCGGGGAUGGUUUAGAAAGGUUCCGGCCCAGGUCACGGAGGCGAUGCUGUCCGCUCGGCUCGGAGGGCCCUUCGCGGCGCCUUCCCCAGCUAGUUAGUGGGAGGUUUCUCUGUCCCAUCCCAGCCAAAGUGAGAAAGGGCGAGGAGCUUUUGAACGAGGAAACAGGCUCUUCUUUACCGUUGUCCGGGGUGCUUCCAUUAGUAAGAAAGGCGGCAGGCUGGGCUUCCUACGCCGGAGUCCCGGGCGCUUAGUUCUGUGGCCAGGAGGGGCUGCUGCCCAUUUUGGGAUUGGAGUGCGGCACUGCCGUCAGAGCCUGCUGAGUUCCGGGUUGUACAGCCAAACAGGAAAAGGUGUACCCUUCUAGAGCCAGCCUCUUGCAAUCUUGAAACUUUCAUAAGAAAAUGACACACGGCUGAAGAUUUUCAAGAACUAAGUUGAAAAACAUACCUUACUUGAAUUUUACCUUGUAUGAAUUUGAAGAAGAAAAGAUGUGGAGUGGACUGCUGCCUCCUGGCCUAAAUGAAAGUGAUAUUGAGUUGGAUUCUGAAGAUGAGGCCACACGGCAGAACUUUGAUCAGAACUUACAGCAAGAUAAAGAUGGGAUCAUUAGAGAAACAGAAGUCUCAGGUUUCUCAGCUGAUGAACCAAAACCUGAAACAGAGACCAAAGCAAAUGCAUAUGAAGAGUGCCCUUCUGGAAUUCCCUUAAAUAUGUGGAAUAAAUUUCAAGAACUGCAUAAAAAACGUUCUGAACAGAAAACUUUAGCCUCAAGAUUCAGAAGGAAAAAGAGAAAACGCUCCAGAAAAGAUAAACUGAAGAAUGAAAAAGAAUCUCAAAGUCAGCAGUCCUUACAUGAAAAUCAGUGGAAGGAACUUACUCAGUACUUUGGAGCCAAUGAUAGAUUUGAACCCCCGGUUAAAAAGAAAAAGGUUGAAAAGUCAGGCCUUGAAAAGAGGAUAGACCAGGCUGUGGAGGAGUGGGAUGUUGAGAAGGCCGAAGAGCUCAGCAACCAGCUAGCCACUCGAGAGCUCGGUGUAAAAAUUGCCAAAGCAUUUGCCUGCCACAAAUUCGUACAAGCCAAAAAGGAGAUUGAAAACUCACAAGCCGCUCGAAAAAAGAAGAAACUUGCAUGGGGGUUUGAAGCAAAGAAGAGAUGGGAAACCAAAAGCAACAUGGGAUAUAUGUAACUGGGCAGAGGUCUUCAAGACACAUGUAGACUUGUGUGCUUAAUUUACAAAGGUUUUCCUGCUUAAAUAUUUUAGCAGAUCAAUAGAAGUAGAGAAAAGUAAGCAUAAAUCUUAGGAAUUAUCUGUUUUCAGUUUUUUCUAAAAAGUUCAUUCUGUUGAAUGGAAUGAAGUACUUUGUUAUUUAUGUAAUAUAUUUGAAGAUACAUACAAGAAAAGAAGAUAGAAUUUUAUUUAUGUGUAUAGACCUAUAGUAUAAAAUCAGUUUUGCUUCUUAUGUGUUUGUAUAGCAUAAUCAUGGUCCUUGUAUUUUCUUAUCUGUUCUUGGCAUAACUGUACUUCUUCUGAAAUUAUGUUUUUAAGAUUGGCUUUUGUUUAAAAUGAAUUUUAAUCAUAAGUGCAAAAAAGUCUCAUUUGAUGCUUGUUUCCAAAUGACUAUAAUUAUCUUAGUGUUAUAAAAAUAAUUAUUGAUUCUUUACUGGAA
This is a messenger RNA of Cavia porcellus (domestic guinea pig), 1773 nucleotides long. RefSeq names its product family with sequence similarity 204 member A (gene Fam204a). The transcript is spliced from 9 exons. NCBI's taxonomy places the organism in Eukaryota, Metazoa, Chordata, Mammalia, Rodentia, Caviidae. The coding region runs from base 594 to 1292 and encodes 232 amino acids. The record is from RefSeq and is a predicted model, not a curated record.